Molecule: messenger RNA, 551 nt
Organism: Gongylonema pulchrum
Lineage: Eukaryota; Metazoa; Nematoda; Chromadorea; Rhabditida; Gongylonematidae
Source: the annotation of a GenBank genome assembly
AUAGCAUAUCUCCAACAGCAUGCUUCCAGUCGGCCAUGCCCUGCCUAUGCUCGUGAUCCAUGUGCACCUCGACGACCCGAUCCUUGCCUAGAUGUAAUUUCUCUACAGACCAUUUUUGCCUUGUGGAUCUGCCUGCAUUCUUUGGAAAGUCGCUCUGGUUACGCUGUAGCAUUGCCAUCCUACGAAUCUGAUAACAUUAAUGUGCCUCAGCAAGAAAGCGAAAAGCCGUUUAGGCCUGUGCAACCACCAUCAUCACCCAGAACGACUGAAGAAAGGUCGAUGGCUUCAUGGUCCCCUUGGUCACCAGAAACUCCAUGUUCAGUAACAUGUGGGAAUGGCGUUGUUAUGAAAAAGCGAUUCUGCUCUGUUGAAGGACAGUGUGAAUCAAUAAAGGAAGAAAGUUGUAAUACUGGACCUUGCCCAGAAUGGACAAUGUGGUCAAAGUGGACUGAAUGUUCACGGACUUGUGGUGGUGGUGAGCAGUCUCGAGAGCGUGUAUGCUCGAUGAACCAGAAAUGUGAUGGACCUUCAAAAGUUGGCUUUUAUUAAUU